Mercenaria mercenaria is the source of this 3416-nucleotide messenger RNA. RefSeq lists its product as uncharacterized. Bases 2070 to 2915 code for a protein of 281 amino acids. The transcript has 4 exons. The record is from RefSeq and is a predicted model, not a curated record. NCBI's taxonomy places the organism in Eukaryota, Metazoa, Mollusca, Bivalvia, Venerida, Veneridae.
GGUCAGUAAUUCAAAUCCUUCUUUGUUUCAUAUAAAAAACGACAACUUCAUAUCGUCUUUACGUAUCUUUAGAGAACAUCACUUUUUCCUACACCCUAUUUUUCAUGAAAGUUCUAUCACAAAUUAACGAAAAAAUGAAAAGAAAAUAGGGGGUUAUGUAGUUCCUAGUGAAAUGCCAGUCACUUGUGGUCUGCUACCCUAAAAAUGGCGCAUAUUUACUCUCGUCCGCGCAAUAAACACCUACUUCCGGUUUCGAUCUGCAAAACUUGCCAUGUGGGGUGUAUGAACAUGAAAACCGUCUCAUUUCAUGCAGAAUGUCUUCUAGUAGUGAGAAACGGUGAUUAAAGCACUCGUUCUACACGAAUUUGCGCAAAAAAUGGGAAAAUUAAUAUCUAUUUAUUAUGGACUUCUUUCGACUACACCACGGAAGCACAUUUUCGACCGAAUUACUGACCUUAUUUUUCAAGUGAUUUUUCGAUCAAUAUGUCGCACAACCACAGGUGUUACGUAAAAAAAGUUAAAACGGACACUAUUAAAGGAUGCAAAAAGUUAGAUGUUAUGUUCAAGCAAGCGGCGCUCGGGUCGGCCGGGAUGACGGAGCCAACGAACGUUUCCCAGCUGUCGAUUUCAGCAGCAGGUGAGCCCUCGAUUUCAACAGAAGUGAUCAACAUGAAAAUCCCCCGUCUCCGAUCGGUGAGAAAGCUGUUCCAGACAUCGAGUCUGGUGAUGAUGUCAGCAGCGAUGAUGACAGUAGUGUUAGGGUGCCAGAUGCACGUUUAUUUACAUCAGCAAAGUAUGAAUCGAGGUACAAUUGGCUGUAUUAUUCUCCCUCAAAAUCAGCAUGUCUGUGUAAAGUAUGUGAAAUGUUUGGUACCAGUACUAGUCGGGGAACGUUUGCAAGUGGGGUGAGUUCCCUUGGGACUCACCCCUCAAGGAAGCUAGUGAAGCAUGAAAAUUCCAAAGAACAUCAUUUAUGUUUGCAGAAGAAACUGAUUGCCAGUGGUGGUUCUCCAUCGGUGCUCUCAUUGCUAAGAAAUGGAGCGGAAAAACAAUCAAAGGCUGAAAUUGAAAGAAACCGCAAAUAUUUUUCAGUACUUAUUUCUAUAAUAUAUAAUACUGUGAGGCAAAAGAGGGCUUUAGACAGUGUUGAGGGUUUAAUGAGGCACAUGGCUGCUGUUGGUAAUAGAGAAAUAAUUGAGUAAUACAACCCACAGAUAAAAUAUACGUCACCAACAUCUGUUUCGGAGAUUUUAGCAUGCAUUGACAGCUAUCUUGAAGAAGAAAUUCUAAAUAAAUUAAGGGAGGCAAAUACCUACGCAUUAUUAGCGGAUGAAAGCAGUGAUGAAGGUCAUCGUGAACAAUUUGCGAUAAUCGUUAGGACAAAGGGAUCUAAAGGGACCAUUGAAGAUCGUUUCUUGGGUAUCACUGGUCAGAAAACAAGAUGCGGAGAGUCUUAUGAUGGCGGUGGAGGACUUCCUGCUACGAAAGGGUAUUGAAAUCAGAAAAGUCUUAUUUGUAGGCUUUGAUGGUUGCAACACCAUGUCUGGUGAAAACAAAGGUAUAAAAAAUGCAGUGAAACUUUAAUGUUCUGACAUUUUCCUGUUCUAAAUUGAUGUGUAUUUAACCAUUACUUUUCCAGAAACAUUAAUAACAUAACUUAAUUAGGGUUGAACUUACGCUGCAAGUUUCAUUUCAUCCGCCAAUGUUUAGGCACUUGCCUCCAUUAAGCGUAAAAAUGGUUUGUUUCCGACCCGGUAACAAGCUGAGAUAAUCAAGGUCAGUAAUUGUUUUAAUUUAUAUUUUUAUUACAUGGGACUUUCUAGAAAUUAUUUUUGUGUCAAAAACUAAGGGGGUUAUGCCUUUAAAACAUCAGUAAGCUGAUUUCUAACAUCACUGACCAUGUUCAAAGCAUAAAAAGUGUGGUUGGUCAGAUACCAGAAACAAACAAUUUUUUUGCACCUUAUGAAACAUUUCUUCUUUCAGGACUUCAACGACGAUUUAGACACCUUGUACCACACCAGCUCUUUGUGAACUGUCGCAACCAUAAGCUUGCCCUGUAUGUAAAACACAUGAUUAAGGAGUUUCCUGUCACAGAGAAUGUUGACACCCUGCUGAUCUCAAUAAGGAAGCUAUUCCAUUAUUCCCCGAGAAACUACGCCAUUUUCCAGGCUAUUCAGGAAUCGUAUGGAUUGAAGAAACUGAAGUUCAUCAGAGCAGCUACUACACGUUGGUUAUCGCAUGGAAAGUCCUGUGUUCGCCUUAUUGACCGUUAUGAGCAGGUGCUUGAUGCCAUAGAUGCUAGUCUUGAUGACAAGUAUGUUCCCGAGGUGUACGGCCUGCGACAUCAGCUGCUUGACAAACCUACUGUAGCCAUGGUGCUAGUACUUUGCGACAUUUUGCGACUGGUCAUCAACUUCAGUGAUUAUCUUCAAGGGGAAAAUGUCUUCUCUGAUAUGCACAUCAGAUGUGGGGAGCUGAUAGACCAGCUACACCAUCUUGUGGUGAGGUUUGAUGUCUCUGUUGAAAGGCCAGACCAAGACUUGUAUUUGUCAAGGAUGGAGACCCUUUUCCAAGUUAUUGAUGACAGGACUGCAUUAGCACGGCGCUUAAGAGGUCCAGCAAUGAUGACUCCAAGGCAGGUAGUUGAGGAAAUUGCCAAACCUGUUACUUAUGCGCUUAUAAAUGAGAUUAGUGACGCAUUCCAGUGUUCACCAGUGCUGGCUGCCUUUUCAGUAUUCAACCUACAGAAAGUUCCAGAAAAUGUUGCUGAGAUUAGUUUAUAUGGGGAAGUUAGUAUAAAGUUGAUGCAGUGUGCUACAGCUACUGCAGAGUCGGGGCUUUCAGAUUAUUUGUUCUGUCAUUUCCAGAGGAUGAUCUUUGCAUUGAAAGCUUUGAAGUUUCUGUAUUUAAUCUGAAGUAAAGAUACUUCUGUUUGCAAGACUUAAAAAGUCAAAUUCAACUGAAUGCAUUAUAUGGUUUCUUCUAAAAAUUAUAUAAAAAUGUAGUACAUGCAUCUCUGUCGCUUGCAGAGAGAAAUAAAUACCCUAGCCAGUCACUAUGGCAGACCCAGAAAUGAUGUGUUCAUGGGCCACAGGACUCUUGCGGAGCCUGUUUACUCUGAAGCAGAGAUAAAGGCCCGGUUCCAGGGCUUCAAUCACCAAAUGUGUCUUAAAAAGUGAAUACUGACUACAUGUCAGCUGUUUCACUGUCUGUUAUAACUUAAAUAGUAUAUAAGUCUUCAAGCACAGUCUGUGAUUGACUAAAAGAAUAAAUGCAACAUUAUCAACAUUAUCAAUCUGUCAACUCAAAAAUUAUGCAUCAAAUUUUUUUCAGAUGAAUCCACCAUUCACAUUGUCAAACAAAUUCUGAAAGUAUGUAUUUUACACUGACCAAACCAGACUGUGCUUGAAGUUGUU